Messenger RNA from Aspergillus oryzae RIB40, 1821 nucleotides. Its product is annotated as H(+)-transporting V1 sector ATPase subunit A. Gene Ontology annotation, biological process: proton transmembrane transport; ATP metabolic process. The transcript has 5 exons. The record is from RefSeq and is a predicted model, not a curated record. Gene Ontology annotation, molecular function: ATP hydrolysis activity; proton-transporting ATPase activity, rotational mechanism; ATP binding. NCBI's taxonomy places the organism in Eukaryota, Fungi, Ascomycota, Eurotiomycetes, Eurotiales, Aspergillaceae. Gene Ontology annotation, cellular component: proton-transporting V-type ATPase, V1 domain; fungal-type vacuole membrane. The coding region runs from base 1 to 1821 and encodes 606 amino acids.
AUGGCCCCCUCCGGAAAGGGCUCUCAAGACGAAGCCCACCAUGGCGCCGUCUUCUCCGUCUCCGGUCCCGUCGUCGUGGCCGAGAACAUGAUCGGCUGUGCUAUGUACGAAUUGUGUCGUGUCGGAAAAGAUCAGCUCGUCGGUGAAGUUAUCCGUCUCGAUGGCGAUAAGGCCACUAUUCAGGUCUACGAGGAAACUGAUGGUGUGACGGUCGGCGACCCUGUCGAGAGGACGGGUAAACCCCUAGCGGUGGAACUGGGUCCUGGUUUGAUGGAAACGAUCUACGACGGUAUCCAACGCCCCCUGAAAGCGAUCUUUCACCAGUCCAAAGGAAUCUACAUCCCCCGUGGUAUCACUGUAAACGCGCUGGAUCGCGAGAAGAAAUGGGACUUCACGCCCGGUCAAUACAAAGUGGGCGACCACAUCACUGGUGGUGAUGUCUGGGGUUCCGUGUUCGAGAACAGCUUGUUGAACGACCAUAAGAUCCUUCUCCCGCCCCGCGCUCGGGGUACCAUUACCCGUAUCGCAGAGGCUGGAAGCUACACAGUCGAGGAGAAACUUUUGGAGAUCGAAUUUAACGGCAAGAAGUCCGAGUUUGGUAUGAUGCAGACCUGGCCCGUCCGUGUACCCCGACCAGUCAACGAUAAGGUUCCAUCCGACGCACCCUUCAUCGUCGGCCAGAGAGUGCUGGACUCUCUGUUCCCUAGUGUGCAGGGUGGUACUGUUUGUAUUCCCGGUGCUUUCGGAUGCGGUAAGACUGUCAUUUCUCAGUCUGUAUCCAAGUUCUCCAACAGUGAUAUCAUCGUCUACGUUGGUUGUGGUGAGCGUGGUAACGAGAUGGCUGAAGUGUUGAUGGACUUCCCCGAGCUUUCGAUCGAAAUCGAUGGUCGCAAAGAGCCUAUCAUGAAGCGUACAUGUCUUAUCGCCAAUACAUCCAACAUGCCUGUCGCCGCGCGUGAGGCCUCCAUUUACACCGGUAUCACCAUCGCCGAGUACUUCCGUGACCAGGGUAAGAACGUGGCUAUGAUGGCCGAUUCCAGUUCUCGUUGGGCCGAGGCGCUUCGUGAACUUUCCGGUCGUCUGGGAGAGAUGCCUGCAGACCAGGGUUUCCCCGCCUACCUGGGUGCCAAGCUCGCUUCCUUCUACGAACGUGCUGGAAAGAGUGUGGCUCUGGGAAGCCCUGAGAGAAUUGGCAGUGUCAGUAUUGUCGGUGCCGUCAGUCCCCCUGGUGGUGAUUUCUCAGAUCCUGUCACUACUAGUACCCUUGGUAUCGUCCAGGUGUUCUGGGGUCUCGACAAGAAGCUGGCCCAGCGAAAGCAUUUCCCUUCCAUCAACACUUCGAUGUCCUACAGCAAGUACACUACCGUCUUGGACAAAUUCUACGAGAAGAACUACCCCGAGUUCCCCCGCCUGCGUGACCAGAUUCGUGAGCUGUUGACCAAGUCCGAAGAACUGGACCAGGUCGUGCAGCUGGUCGGUAAGGCCGCCCUGGGUGAUUCUGAUAAGAUCGCAUUGGAUGUGGCUGCCAUGGUGAAGGAUGAUUUCCUUCAGCAAAACGGAUACAGUGACUACGAUCAGUUCUGCCCUCUGUGGAAGACGGAAUACAUGAUGAAGGCCUUCAUGGGCUACCAUGACGAAGCGCAGAAGGCUAUUGCUCAGGGUCAAAACUGGGCCAAGGUUCGCGAAGCCACUGCCGACAUCCAGACUGCCCUGCGGAACAUGAAGUUCGAGGUCCCGGAAAACCAACAAGAGGUCUCAGAGAAGUACGAGAAGGUUCUUCAGACCAUGUCCGAGCGAUUCGCGUCGGUGUCGGAUGAGUAA